Rhizoctonia solani is the source of this 2463-nucleotide messenger RNA. Its product is annotated as RINT-1 family protein. The transcript is spliced from 11 exons. The record is from RefSeq and is a predicted model, not a curated record. NCBI's taxonomy places the organism in Eukaryota, Fungi, Basidiomycota, Agaricomycetes, Cantharellales, Ceratobasidiaceae. Gene Ontology annotation, biological process: endoplasmic reticulum to Golgi vesicle-mediated transport; regulation of ER to Golgi vesicle-mediated transport; retrograde vesicle-mediated transport, Golgi to endoplasmic reticulum. Gene Ontology annotation, cellular component: Dsl1/NZR complex. Bases 1 to 2463 code for a protein of 820 amino acids.
AUGACCAGCGUUCAGAUCAAGACGUUACUCAGCCCCCCUGAUGCAUCUCUGAGCGAAACACGAGCAUUGGAAUACCUUGACUCGAACUUCUCGACAUGGGAAUCAAUAGAGAAACUCUCAAGCCUUGAUGCCGAGGUCCAGCGCACUUUUGUUGAGGCUCGGGAUCUAGAGAAGCGCCUGGAAGACUCUCAAAAAUCAACGGAUAUUUUUAUUUAUGCGACAGUUCAACGAACAGGAUCUUUGCUCGACUCUGCGCAAGAGCUAUCCUUGAAAAGACAUCUCAUUGCAGAUGAUAUUCUGGCGUUGCGCGAUGAGCUAUCCCCUGUUGAUCCAAAAGGAAAACAGACUCUUCUCUCUGAACUGGAAGAGCUCCACAAACGCAUAGCCGAGCUUGAGGGGGCAAAGAACUAUUUACAGAUUCUGGAACGUGGUUUACAGUUAAGCGAAAAAGCGGUUCAGGCCAUUCGGCAGUCAGCUACGAUCGUAUUUACUACGGCUAUUCUGGACCCAUUCAGGGACCUCAGUAAUUUUGUGUCCAAGGCCGAUAGUCUACUCGCCAACGAAGACUCGGAAUCGGAAACACCUACAAUCGCAAAAUUCUUGCGAGACCUCAGGUCUAGCACGUGGAAGGAAAUCAAAGGGGUCUUUUCUAACCGUUUGGUCGAGGCUUCCGAGAAGUUGUCCUGGCCACUGCCAAUUAAUCUGACCGGUUCAUCUAGAUCACAUGUGGAAGCGUUUCAACAGGCAUUCAUAGAUUUACUAUCCUUGCAGGCUGAAGGCGAAGCAAUACAAACAAGAAAUGGAGCUAUAGAUAAUAGGAAUGAAAGGGAUGGCCUUUAUUCGUUGGAAGCACUCAUACUUCCCAUUGCGCUGCGCUUCAAGUUUCACUUUGAUGGGACCAGGCCAACAAAUCGGUUGGAUAAGCCAGAGUGGUACUUUACGCAUAUAUCGAACAUAUCCCAUGAGCACAGGGGGUUCAUGGAACACUUCAUACAACCUCUCAUCGACAAAUCGCCCUUUCAUGACAUCAAUGCUCAGAACGAAUUCACGCGGUUGCUGUUUCCCAUUCUUGCGCGCAAGAUUAGAAAGAGUGUGCCUCAACUCCUAGCUCAGCCAUCGCUGCUGGCCCACACUAUUUAUCAGGCGCUAUUGUUUGACGCAGCCGUGCGAGAAUCAAGUUUUACUCUGGCCAAUACUUGGGAGCACAGGGAGGCAAAGCAGCAUAAAGUCAAGGAGUGGCCAGGCGUCGCAGAUGUUAUACUAAGUCAUAAGUCAUGGUUUGAUGAAUGGAUGGAUGCGGAACGCCACUUUACUGAACAUCAGUACAAUGAAAUAAUCACUUCGCCUGAUGCAUUUGGUUUUAGCAAUGAUGGAAACGAAGAGUUCCAAGCUGACAUUCGACCUACUAAUUCAGCACGCCGAAUAAAGGCACUCCUCGAACAGGUUACAGAACGUUAUCAACCACUCCCUCACUACAACCAAAGAGCACGUUUUCUUAUUACCGUACAAGUGCCCAUUCUUGAAGCCUAUUACGCUCGUAUAUCAUCGUCACUAGACGCUUUUGAGACGCUGUCGUCCUCGUUCGUUCGUGCAGUUCCAGGGGCACUGGCCGGGCAAGUUGGAGCAGGGGUAGACGCACGAAAGCUUACUAGCGGUCAUGAAGGUCUUCAGCGCUUACUUAAAGCCUAUGCUAGUGCCUUCGCAAUUAAGGGAGCUAUGGAAGAAUGGGGGGAUAGCAUCUUUUUCUUAGAGCUUUGGACAGAAAUCAACGAAAGAUCGGCCCUCCGUGCCAAAGUUGACGCACACCCAUCUCUUCCUCAAACCGCACCUACAUCGACUGUUGAGGAAAUCCACGGAACGCUAUUCGAUGAGCUUAUCAGCCAGUACAAUUCUCUGGUGGCCCGAGCUGAAGAUAUGAUAAUUCGCCAUAUUUGUUCAGAGGUCGAAGGAGAGCUGAAGGGUUACUUUGCAAAGCAAUGGGAAUCCAGUAAAGACAAUGACGAAGGAUCAAUUGCGGUUCCGGCCACGCUGGUGUCUCCACUUACGAUCCUCACAACCCAUCUUUCCCUCCUAGUGAAAACCUUGCCUUCCCCAACCAGUGCCUCUUUGUACCGUCGAAUCGCAUCUUCGAUCGCCUCGCACAUCUUAUACAGGUCUGUACUUCAUUUCGGGCGUGGUCAUAUAGUUCCAUCUCGUGGAGCAGUGUUUGCGCGGGAGGUUCACUUGUGGAUUGAAGCCAGUCAGAUGGCAAUGCCUAACCGCCGCGUAGAAGCAGCAUGGCAACGCCUAAUAGACAGCGCGAAGUUGGUGUCGAUACCCGAAGGACCUGAAUUUGAAGCGGCCAAGAACGCAGUUUGGAGAGCAAGCGAUGAGCAGUGCGUAGAGUUUGCCGAAUUAAUAGGAGUGAAGAGCCUGAGCAGGAAGGAUAUGCAAGACGCUUUAAGAGCGAGGUCCGAUUGCUGA